Prunus armeniaca (apricot) is the source of this 1218-nucleotide messenger RNA. The record is from the annotation of a GenBank genome assembly. NCBI's taxonomy places the organism in Eukaryota, Viridiplantae, Streptophyta, Magnoliopsida, Rosales, Rosaceae.
AUGAUGAUGUCCACUUCUAUUUAUCACAAGGACCCAACAAGGGGGAGGUUCUUUAGCUGCUGUUUCCUUUCUACUAUUGCUAUGCUUUCUGCAGUUUUCUUCUUUGGGAGCCAGUGUGUUCUCACUGAUUAUAAAGAGAAGUUUUUAGAAUGGGGAUUGGUUGAUGCUAUGCAAUAUACAAUAUCCAAGAACUGUGAGACUCACUGCAGGCCUGAUGGAACUGAGGCACUACCAAAAGGGAUUGUUUCCAAGACCUCUGACUUGCUAAUGCAACCAUUAUGGGGACCCCGAAAUAAAAAGAACUCAAAGUCAUCUACAAACUUAUUGGCCAUUGCAGUUGGAAUAAAGCAAAAGGAAAGUGUGAACAAGAUUGUAAAGAAGUUCCUCUUAAGUGAUUUUGUUGUGAUGCUUUUUCAUUAUGAUGGUCGCGUAAAUGAGUGGAGGGAUUUGGAAUGGAGUGGUCGUGCCAUACAUGUGUCUGCUAUGAAUCAAACCAAGUGGUGGUAUGCAAAGCGUUUCCUACAUCCUGAUAUUGUUUCUGAAUAUGCAUUCCUCUUCCUCUGGGAUGAGGACCUUGGAAUUGAAAAUUUCAAUGUUGGAAGAUACUUAUCAAUUAUUAGAAAAGAGGGGCUUGAGAUAUCACAGCCAGCACUUGAUCCUGAGAACUCAGAGGUCCAUCAUGAUCUUACAGCAAGAGACAACAGAACAGAAGUACACAGGAAGAUAAACAAGUUAAUUGGUGGUGGAAGGAGGUGUGAUCAAAACAGCACGGAUCCGCCAUGCACAGGGUUUGUAGAAAUGAUGGCUCCUGUUUUUUCAAGAGCAUCCUGGCGCUGUGUGUGGCAUAUGAUUCAGAAUGACUUAGUUCAUGCAUGGGGCUUGGAUUUCCAGCUUGGUUAUUGUGCACAGGGUGAUCGAACGAAAAAUAUCGGAAUCGUUGAUUCUGAGUACAUUGUUCAUUAUGGUCUUCCUACACUGGGGGGUUUGGCACCAAACAAGACAAAUGCAGAAGCACCUGAUCAAGCUGCUAAAACUAUAAGCUUGCCUAGUUCAGAACAACCGGCAUCGACAUCAUCAUCUCCAUCGGACCCUAGAACUGAGGUAAGGAAGCUAUCCUUUGUUGAACUGGAAAUUUUCAAGAACAGAUGGAAAAAGGCAGUUAGAGAAGAUAAUUGCUGGGAUCCAUACCAAAAGACACCACAACAGAGUAAAAACUAG